AUGACCUUGCCUGAGCUGCAAAUGAGCAAUGUGGGAGAUGACACUAACACAUUGCAAUGUUUGCCUGGGAUCCAGGGGCUAGCUAAUAAAGCUAGUGCACAAAGAGCCACUUUCUUCCUGCACCCCAUCUAUCUUUCUUGUGUGGAAAAUCAAACAGAACCAGUAGAGAAAAACAUUCAACAUGCUAAGGAAGCAAUCAUUAUAGACAAAAAUUGCUUCGUCCAUGCAUCAGAAUCUGCAGUCAAAGCAAUGAACAUAACACAUGUCAAACGAACAAUGAAACACAUAACGGAUCAAGUGCGGUGCGACAAGCACUAG
Molecule: messenger RNA, 318 nt
Organism: Sphenostylis stenocarpa
Lineage: Eukaryota; Viridiplantae; Streptophyta; Magnoliopsida; Fabales; Fabaceae
Source: the annotation of a GenBank genome assembly